ACUCAGUUGAGAGUUUCUCUUACUAAACCUCCAUUUUUGGUAUUAAAGUCUAUGGAUAUGGACAUAAAGAAGUUGAUAUUGGUUGUGCUUUCGUUGGCUCUAGUUUUCAGCCUGGCUGAGAGUUUUGAUUACCAUGAGAGCGACUUGUCCUCUGAGGAGAGUCUGUGGGAUUUGUACGAGAGGCGGAGGAGUCAAUAUACAAUCUCACGUGACCUGGAGGAGAAGCAAAAGCGUUUCAAUGUGUUCAAGGAGAAUCUGAAACAUAUUCACAAGGUGAACCAGAUGGAUAAGCCUUUCAAGUUGAAACUGAACAAGUUUGCAGAUAUGACCAACCAUGAGUUCAUGAGUACAAGGAGCUCAAAGGUUAGCCAUUACCGAAUGUUCCAUGGUCCAAGACGGUUGACUGAUUUUAGACAUGAGAAAACGAAUAACCUUCCACCUUCCAUUGAUUGGAGGAAGAAAGGGGCGGUGACUGGUGUCAAGGACCAAGGCAAAUGUGGUAGCUGCUGGGCGUUUUCAACUGUAGUUGCAGUGGAAGGUAUAAACCAAAUAAAGACGGGGGAGCUAGUGACUUUAUCUGAACAAGAGCUUGUUGAUUGUGAUAACCAAGGAUGUGAUGGAGGAUUGAUGGAACAAGCAUUUGAGUUCAUCAAGAAAAGUAAUGGACUAACAACUGAGAAUAACUAUCCCUACAGAGCAAAAAAUGAGUUAUGUGACACGUCCAAGUUGAAUGGUCCGGUUGUGAUCAUCGAUGGCUAUGAAAUGGUACCCGAAAAAGAUGAAAACGCUCUGAUGAAAGCUGUAGCAAACCAGCCUGUGUCUAUUGCUUUGGAUGCUGGUGGCAAGGAUUUCCAGUUCUACUCAGAGGGGGUUUUCCCCGGAGAUUGUGGCACCGAGCUGAACCAUGGGGUGGCAGUUGUAGGAUAUGGAGCAACCUCGGAUGGAACAAAGUAAUGGGUAGUAAAGAACUCGUGGGGUGAAAACUGGGGAGAGAAAGGCUACAUACGAAUGAAACGAGAUGUUGAUGCGGAAGAAGGGCUUUGUGGUAACUUUAGAAGCAUCAUACCCAGUGAAGCUGCAGUCUAA
This is a messenger RNA of Hibiscus syriacus, 1086 nucleotides long. RefSeq names its product vignain-like. Gene Ontology annotation, cellular component: lysosome. The record is from RefSeq and is a predicted model, not a curated record. Gene Ontology annotation, molecular function: cysteine-type endopeptidase activity. The coding region runs from base 52 to 954 and encodes 300 amino acids. The transcript has 4 exons. Lineage: Eukaryota; Viridiplantae; Streptophyta; Magnoliopsida; Malvales; Malvaceae.